AUGUCUUCAGUCAAACCUAAACCUUCUGACGAAAAGAAUCAGGAUAAAGAAAAAAAAACUUACACUUUUGAUUACUUAGCUACAUCUAAGUUUAUCAAUUUUGAUGCAUUAAAACAAAAAUCUCCAUAUCCUUCCAUCCGUGACAUAUCAACUGAAGAAUUGGAAGCCCUUUCUACUGCUCUUGAUAUGACACCUAUCUCCAUUUUAAAUGCAAAUUUCUCCUUAACUCCUGAAGCAUGUUGGCAUGAAGUAGAAUCGGCGUCUGAUAGAUAUAAGCUGAAGGAGCUCCUUGCUGCUGGCUCUGCAGAUGCUUCCGAGGUAAAAACAUGUUUUUUGUACAACCCUGCUGGAAGUUACCAUCGAGAUGCUCUUCUGACUAUUCUUAACAACCAUCAACUAAAACGUGCUGCCUGCGACGAUCCUGAUAGCUAUCUUUGGACUGUGGACAGGUUUUUGAAAGAAAUCGAAAAACAAACGUAUCACAGUAAACAUGAUACAACAGUAACCCCUAUUCUUUCAAGAAAGAUGUUAAACGCAUUUAUUGAAGUCAGAAAACAGGAAAAUCGUGAUUAA
Messenger RNA from Magnusiomyces paraingens, 573 nucleotides. RefSeq lists its product as uncharacterized. The record is from RefSeq and is a predicted model, not a curated record. The transcript has 2 exons. NCBI's taxonomy places the organism in Eukaryota, Fungi, Ascomycota, Dipodascomycetes, Dipodascales, Dipodascaceae. The coding region runs from base 1 to 573 and encodes 190 amino acids.